GCGCGCUGUCAAUCAAACUAAAUCUGUCGAGAUGGUCAUGGCGGAGGGCACAGCUGUUCUGAGGAGGAAUAGACCAGGCACUAAGGCGAAGACUGCCACUGAGCAGUGGAUCUUUCUGUGUGCUGCCCAUAAAACUCCCAAAGAGUGCCCUGCCAUUGACUACACAAGGCACACUCUCGAUGGGGCUGCUUGUCUUCUCAACAGCAACAAGUAUUUUCCCAGCCGCGUCAGCAUUAAAGACUCAUCUGUGGCCAAACUGGGCUCGGUUUGCCGUCGCAUCUAUAGGAUUUUCUCCCAUGCUUACUUUCACCACCGCCAGAUUUUUGACAAGUAUGAGGUAAGCAAGAUA
Molecule: messenger RNA, 349 nt
Organism: Sinocyclocheilus grahami
Lineage: Eukaryota; Metazoa; Chordata; Actinopteri; Cypriniformes; Cyprinidae
Product: MOB-like protein phocein
Exons: 4
Source: RefSeq, a predicted model, not a curated record